This is a messenger RNA of Plasmopara halstedii, 1695 nucleotides long. RefSeq names its product Myosin light chain kinase-related. The record is from RefSeq and is a predicted model, not a curated record. Gene Ontology annotation, molecular function: protein binding. Bases 1 to 1695 code for a protein of 564 amino acids. The transcript has a single exon. Lineage: Eukaryota; Oomycota; Peronosporomycetes; Peronosporales; Peronosporaceae.
AUGGCAACUAUCCCUUCGUUUCGACCGCGAUAUCUCUGCGUGGACGUUGUUGUGCGCGAAUACUCGGAUAUAGAAGCUCUCGACCACGUAAUAGCAAACCUUAAGUCAUUUCUAGAUGUGUCAAAAAUCUUGUCCGUUGCCGUCGCUGCACAGUAUCAGCCUAUAGACUCGCAAUCAUUAACACUGCUAGAACAUGCUGCAGUACGCGAAAAGAAAAAACUUAUACACUGGUCUUCGGAUUUAAAGCGCAAUUAUCGACAAUAUCAAUUUGAAACUGCGUUGAAUACUGCGGCUGCUCGGGGACAUUUCGCUGGUGUGAGAUGGUUACGGUCCAGAUAUUACCCAAAGGGAAAAUUUCAUGGUGCCGAACGAGCAGCGCUCUUCAGUUGCAAUUUACAAAUGCUACACUUUCUUCAUGACAAUUUUAGCAAUAAAAUGGUGGAUGACGUGGCAGUAGAUAGUCAAGAUGCUAUUGUCCAUGCGGCAGCCAAUGGACGAUUGGACCUUGUGCAAUGGUAUUGUGAAAUGAAGGGCCCGUACGCAGUUGGAUGGAACGUCAUGGACGCAGCAGUUGCAAAUAAUUGCAUGACUAUCGUACAGUACCUUAUUACUGUACUGGGAAAUCGAUGCACGAGACGUGGGCUUGAAAGUGCUGCUCUUAAUGGACACUUGGACGUAGUGAAGUGGCUCCAUGAUACUCAUUACUAUGAAAUUAGAACAUUCAAGACUUUAGAAAAUGCCAUCAUAGGAGGGCAUUUAAAUAUUGUCCAGUACGUGAUGCAGACAGUGGUUGUAGCCUAUACAUCUUGGACUCAAGCGGCUUUGACAGCUGCCGUGACUUUUGGACAACGACAUAUUCUAGAGUGGCUGCAUCACCGAGCGUUGAUGGUUGCAACCGUGCACAAUCGAUGCUUUCGGUUUGAAAUUUAUACCAAUCAGCUAUAUGCUGUCGCGAAAAAUGGUCAUCUUAAGGUGCUGCAAUGGCUUCAUGAACAUAAGUAUCCAGUUCAUUGUCGACGAGCACAUGUUGUUCGUGGAGCUGCAGCGGGUGGUCAUCAAAACAUAAUUGAGUGGAUGGAAUUUACAUUUGAGUCUUUAGCACGUCAGCGUCACCGGAUUCGAGUUGACGGAGCUGGUGCUUAUGGAGAUCUUCAGUUUGUUCAGUGGCUUUCUUAUCAAAAAUACCGUUUUACGACCCAUGCAUUGGAUGAUGCUGCAGCUGGUGGCUUCUUACCUGUAGUGUGUUGGAUGCAUGAAAAUGUAGAAAAAUCUUCGUGUACAGUUGCAGCAAUGGAUCGUGCUGCCGCAAAUGGACAUCUUGAUGUUGUCAAGUAUCUACAUCAGAAUCGCAAGGAAGGUUGCACCACUGCAGCUAUGGACAAUGCUGCACGCCAUGGUCAUUACGAGGUGGUGAAGUUUCUUCAUGACAAUCGUAGCGAAUACUGCACAGCAAUGGCUGGUGAGACGCAAUCAGUUGCAGUAUUGCAAUUUCUGAAGGAAAACAAGCGUCUUCGCACUAAAUUACCGAAGACGAUUGACGCUUCAACAAUAGGUAACCUGGAACUUUUGCAAUGGCUUUACGCUUAUGACCGACGACACUUUGGAUUCGAGGCGGUCGUGGAUGAAGCACGUGAACACAAUCAUUUUCAUAUAUUGCGCUGGCUGGAGACUUUGCCAGAGGCUGGAAGACCUUAA